CUUUUUUUUUUUGGUACCGAGCGGAGAGGAGAUGCACACGGCACUCGAGUGAGGGGACCAUAAGUGAGGGCGCAAUGCAAGUGCACGUGCACACCAAGUUCUGCUUCCUGUGCGUGCUCACCUUCCUCUUUCAACAGUGCAACCACUGCCACGGAGAUCAGAACGGUGGACAUCACCAUGACAACCACAGCGACCUGCAGAUCUCUGAGGCUCCAUACGUGAGCGCGGCUGCCGGGUCUCCAGACUCCAGAAGUCCUGAAGGAGACGCUCUGGAGGAAGAGCAGCGCUUCUACAUCCAGCAGCUGUUCAGGCGCUACGGUCAAAGGGACCGCUUAGAUUUCCAGGGAUUUGAGAGCCUGUUGUUUAGUUUGGGCCUGGGAGGAGUCAAGGUGGUAGAUGUGGAUCACGAGCAUCUAGGCCACGAUCAUGUAGCCCACCUUGACUUGCUGGAUUUGCAGGAGGGUCUGCACUCACAUUCAUCCACAAGCAAAGGCCACCACCACGAGCCUGAUCAUCCUCACCAGCAUCCCCGUUCCCUCCAUCCCUCAACAGAGCGGGGUCCAACAAACUGCAGCCACGCUCCAGCUGUGAGUCCAGCUGCUGAUGUUCCUGCCAAAUAUGACCAUGUUCACCAUCAUGGACACACUCAUCAUCACAGUGAGGAGGAGGAUAGUAACCAUAAACAUUCUGAUGAUCAUGUGCAGGAUGCACAUGAUGAUAAUCACAUUCAUGAUGAAGGGGACCAACAUGAGCAGGUGCAGGUUAACCACAAGGAUGUGUCCUCUCAACCUAAGAACCAUAAUCACAGUGAUCACAGUGGUGCUCAUAAACAUCACACCCAUCAAGUGCACACAGACACCACUGCUGUUUACCCCAAACAGAUCCCCUCUGCCAAUCUGGAGCCAUCCCAAGUCCAUCAGUCAUCUCCGCCUCCAACAAAAAGGCCCAAAAGGCUCAGAACGAAGGCCAGGGGCCAGCAAGUACCAAACAAAUCCCUCUCCCCUGACACAUCUCCGUCAGGUGAUCACGAACAUGAACACAGUCCUGAUCAUCAUGAAAAACAUACUCACAGUCAUUCUCAUAAAGACAAGAGAGAGGCUCCGGGGGCGCCUGCCACACCUACACCGAUGCUCUCCGGACAUCUUGGCAGUCUGUCGCACCAGCACGAGGAGUGUUUGAACCUCACUCAGCUCCUCGCCUACUACGGACUGAAUCCUGAAUCCCUCAUCUCCCCGAGCCAGUUCACUUACCUGUGUCCUGCCUUGCUGUACCAGAUAGACAGUCGAGUCUGCAUCCGUCAUUACCAUCAGAUGGAGGUGGAGCAAGAGGCCCUGGAGCCUGUCAGUCCUGUGUGGGUCUGGAUCUGGGGCUUUGUGUCCAUCACCAUCAUCAGCCUGCUGUCUCUGCUUGGUGUGGUUCUGGUUCCAAUCCUUAAGCAGUCCUGCUUCAAGUUCCUGCUCACGUUCCUGGUGGCGUUGGCAGUGGGCACGCUCAGUGGCGAUGCGCUCCUUCACCUGCUGCCUCAUUCUCAGGGACAACACGACCACAGCCAGCAUGGCUCCAGCAGUGACACUGAUCUGGGAACAGCCUUUGAUGGAGUGUGGAAGGGGCUCACGGCGUUGGCCGGCAUCUACCUCCUCUUCAUCAUCGAGCACUGUAUUGGCAUGUUUAAGCACUACAAAGACCAGAAGGGUAUGAAGGUGAGCGAGGAGGGGAAGAUUGGCAGGAAGCUGUCAGAUCACAAGCUAAAUCGGCGCUCAGAUGCAGAAUGGCUGAACCUGAAGCCACUCAGUGAAGACCCGGAGAGCACAGCCGUCUCCUGCGACAGCGGUCACAACGACACACAGCUCACAGAGCUCCAGACGCCCGACUCCCCCACCAACAAGACGCCGCUGGCGCUCUCAAACCCCCAACAGAACCAGCAGUCACCCACAAAAAAGAACGUCCACAAGGCCAAGAAGCACGGACACUCGCACGGCCACGGACACUCUCAUGGAGGGAACUGUCACUCAGACCAGGAGAUGAAGGACGCUGGGAUAGCCAGCAUUGCCUGGAUGGUCAUCAUGGGAGACGGCAUGCACAACUUCAGCGAUGGCCUCGCUAUCGGCGCAGCUUUCAGUGCCAACCUAACAGGCGGCAUCAGCACCUCUGUCGCUGUUUUCUGCCACGAAUUACCUCAUGAACUGGGUGACUUUGCGGUGCUGCUGAAAGCCGGGAUGACGGUGAAGCAAGCCAUCGUCUACAACCUGCUGUCUGCCCUCAUGGCCUACGUUGGCAUGCUGAUCGGUACCGCUGUGGGCCAGUACACGCACAACGUCACCAACUGGAUCUUUGCCAUCACGGCUGGCAUGUUCCUGUAUGUGGCUCUGGUGGAUAUGCUGCCAGAAAUGCUUCACGGUGACAGCGAGGAGCACAAGCGCUGCCACUUUGGACAUUUUAUCCUUCAGAACAUGGGCAUGGUGACUGGGUUCAGCAUCAUGUUGCUAAUCGCCAUCUUUGAAGACCGCAUCGUUUUUGACUUUGGCUUUUAGCGAAGGGUGGAGGAGGUGGAGCAGAGGAGAG
This is a messenger RNA of Nematolebias whitei (Rio pearlfish), 2562 nucleotides long. RefSeq names its product solute carrier family 39 member 10 (gene slc39a10). Gene Ontology annotation, biological process: zinc ion import across plasma membrane; positive regulation of B cell receptor signaling pathway; intracellular zinc ion homeostasis. NCBI's taxonomy places the organism in Eukaryota, Metazoa, Chordata, Actinopteri, Cyprinodontiformes, Rivulidae. Gene Ontology annotation, molecular function: zinc ion transmembrane transporter activity. The transcript has 10 exons. Bases 75 to 2531 code for a protein of 818 amino acids. The record is from RefSeq and is a predicted model, not a curated record. Gene Ontology annotation, cellular component: membrane.